AUGGCACCAACUUUCUACGGCAACGACGGAGUUUUCAGGUCGCCAAGACCACCCAUUGCUCUCCCACAAGACCCAAACCUCUCCAUGGUUCCAUUCCUCUUCAGAAACCUUCCAUCUCUCUCCCAAAGCCUCGCACUCGUCGACUCUGAUUCUAACGAAACCUUAACCUUCUCUGACCUCAAAACCAAGGUCUCCAAUCUUUCUCACGCUCUUCUCAAUCUUAACAUUGCCAAAAACGAUGUAGUCCUCAUCUUCGCGCCCAACUCCAGUCUCUUCCCCAUUUCCUUCCUCGCCGUCGUCGCCAUCGGUGCCAUCGCCACCACCGUCAACCCCCAAUACACCGUCUCUGAGCUCUCCAAUCAAGUGAAAGACUCAAACCCAAAACUCAUCAUCACUGUCCAUGAACUUCUCCCCAAAGUCGAACACUUCAAUUUACCUUGUAUCUUAUUAAGUUCUAAAAAUUCAGUUCACAACUCAAAUCAUUCUACGUAUUGGUUUUAUUCAGAUUUAAUAAAUUCAUCCAAGAAUUUAUCAGAUUUACCUUCGUCGUCAGUUGUACAAGGUGAUAUUGCUGCUCUUUUGUACUCAUCAGGGACAACAGGGAGAAGCAAAGGGGUUGUCCUAACACAUCGCAACUUCAUUGCUGCCUCGUUAAUGUUGACAUCGGACCAGCACUUUUACGGCGAUGCCCUGAAUGUAUUUUUGUGUUUUCUUCCGAUGUUUCAUAUAUUUGGGGUAUCGCUGAUACUUUUCGCGCAGUUGCAGCGGGGGAACACGGUAGUGACGAUGGCACGAUUCAAAUUGGAGAAGGUGUUGAGGACGAUUGAGAAGUACAAGGUGACAAACAUGUUUGUGGUGCCCCCGGUUGUGAUUGCAUUGGGGAAGCAGAGGGAGGUGGUGAAGAAGUACGAUGUGUCGUCGUUGAAGGAGAUUGGAUCGGGAGCUGCACCAUUAGGAAAGGAUGUGAUGGAAGAUUGUGCCAAGGGUUUUCCUCAGGCUCGGAUUUUGCAGCUUUAUGGUAUGACAGAGAUGUGUGGAAUCAUCUCAUUGGAGGAUACCAGGAUAGGAUCUCGCUAUUCAGGGUCAAGUGGAGUGCUUGUUCCUGGAGUUGAAUCACAAAUAGUAAGUGUGGAUACAGGGAAGCCUCUUCCACCAAAUCAGAAAGGCGAAAUAUGGGUUCGUGGACCAAAUAUGAUGCCAGGUUAUUUCAACAAUCCAAAGGCCACAGAGCAGACCAUAGAUAAACAAGGUUGGGUGCACACAGGUGAUCUUGGCUAUUUCGAUGAAGAGGGACGAUUAUAUAUUGUGGAUAGAAUUAAAGAGCUUAUCAAGUGUAAAGGCUUCCAGGUGGCACCAGCAGAGCUUGAAGAGCUGCUGCUUUCUCACCCGAAAAUAUCAGAUGCUGCUGUCAUCCCGCUUCCUGAUGCAGAAGCUGGUGAGGUCCCAAUUGCAUAUGUUGUCUGUUCACCAAGUAGCUCACUAACCGAAAAGGAGGUUCAGAAAUUCGUUGCAGAACAGGUUGCACCAUUCAAAAGACUACAUAGAGUGACUUUCAUAGAUCGCAUUCCCAGGUCAGUUGCAGGAAAGAUUCUGAGGAGAGAGCUCAUCCAGAAAGUUCAAUCCAAACUCUGA
Ilex paraguariensis (yerba mate) is the source of this 1632-nucleotide messenger RNA. The record is from the annotation of a GenBank genome assembly. Lineage: Eukaryota; Viridiplantae; Streptophyta; Magnoliopsida; Aquifoliales; Aquifoliaceae.